Molecule: messenger RNA, 1674 nt
Organism: Apodemus sylvaticus (European woodmouse)
Lineage: Eukaryota; Metazoa; Chordata; Mammalia; Rodentia; Muridae
Gene: Gzmm
Product: granzyme M
Exons: 5
Coding region: 783-1577 (264 amino acids)
Biological process (GO): proteolysis
Molecular function (GO): serine-type endopeptidase activity
Source: RefSeq, a predicted model, not a curated record
GGAAGCCAGCGGCAGUGGCACGUUUGCUGGGGCUCAGUGGGUACAGGGGCCCCGGGCCCAGAAGCAGCUGCUGCCUGCAUCUCGCACUGCAGCUGCGUCCACCUCAGGCCUGCAGUCCGGAGGCCUGGGUCCUGCGGCCUUCGGAGGACUAGUGUUCCCAGCAGCCCUUGCGUUCUGGAGCCUGAAAGCCAGGCUGCCUGAGGAGUCCCUGUGGCAGCCUGGUGACGCCCCAUGGGAGGGGCAGACUGAGUGACCACUCCAUGCCAUGCGGGGACCUACAGUGACCUUGUGUUGAGACAGCAAUGCUCUGCCACCUGCAUGUGCAUGGACAGAAAGAAAAGCGUCACUUGCCAUCGUGUGGGCCUGCUAACCCACAGUCCAGUCUCCAGACAGGCCGUCUUCUAUUGUACACUUUGCAGCCAGCCUGAUGUACUAAGUUGCAGGGCCAGCAAUAAGGCUCAGUAGGUAGGGGUCUGCCACCAAGCCUAGCACAGGACCUACAUGGCCUCUGGGUCACCCUCUGGGGACGGAGGUCAGUUGAGACAGACUGGGGUUCACCCCAGCACUGAAAGAAGCUGCACCAGGAGAAUGAGGGGGCUUAGCUGUGGUUGCUGCCCCCAGGCACAGGGCCGCCUUGACAGCAGGUUUCUAAAACCACACAGCAGGGUGUGAAGGAGGAGCUGACACUUGUGCAAGGUGGGUGGUACUUGGAAGGCCACCUGUCCCCACAGGAAGAGAAAGUGGGGAGCCCCUUCCCCCAGGACCACUACUCCUGUGCCAGGAUGGAGGUCUGCCGGUCCCUGCUGCUCCUGCUGGCCCUGAAAACGCUGUGGGCAGCAGGCAACAGAUUUGAGACCCAGAUCAUUGGGGGUCGAGAGGCGGUCCCGCACUCCCGCCCAUACAUGGCCUCUCUACAGAAGGCCAAGUCCCACGUGUGCGGGGGAGUCCUUGUGAAUCGGAAGUGGGUGCUGACCGCUGCCCACUGCCUGUCUGAGCCGCUGCAGAAACUGAAGCUGGUGCUCGGUCUGCAUAACCUCCACGACCCCCAGGAGCCUGGCCUCACCUUCUACAUCAGGGAAGCCAUUAAACACCCUGGCUACAACCACAGAUACGAGAACGACCUAGCACUGCUUAAGCUGGACGGGCGGGUGCAGCCCAGCAAGACUGUCAAACCACUGUCUCUGCCACGAAGGCCCCGAUCCAGGCCGGCUGAAGGCACCCGGUGCAGCACAGCUGGCUGGGGUAUGACCAGCCAAGGCGGGCACCUGGCCAGGGCCCUGCAGGAGUUGGAUCUGCGUGUGCUGGACACCCGAAUGUGCAACAACAGCCGCUUCUGGAACGGUGUCCUCCUGGACAGCAUGCUGUGCUUAAAGGCUGGGACCAAGAGCCAAGGCCCCUGCAAGGGUGACUCUGGAGGGCCCCUGGUGUGUGGCAAAGGCCAGGUGGAUGGGAUCCUGUCUUUUAGCUCCAAAAACUGCACCGACAUCUUCAAGCCCCCUGUGGCCACUGCUGUAGCUCCCUACAUCACCUGGAUCAGGAAGGUCAUUGGUCGCUGGUCACCCCAGCCUCUGGCCUGAUGUCCCAGAUGAUCUGGGACACCAUUCUCGACGGCUGGGGCUGGGAAGGGACUAGGUGUGCCUCUGGGGAACCAAUAAAUCCUGAUAUAUCUCUUGA